Messenger RNA from Cyanidioschyzon merolae strain 10D, 3081 nucleotides. RefSeq lists its product as hypothetical. Gene Ontology annotation, cellular component: GARP complex. Bases 1 to 3081 code for a protein of 1026 amino acids. The transcript has a single exon. Gene Ontology annotation, biological process: retrograde transport, endosome to Golgi; Golgi to vacuole transport. NCBI's taxonomy places the organism in Eukaryota, Rhodophyta, Bangiophyceae, Cyanidiales, Cyanidiaceae. Gene Ontology annotation, molecular function: syntaxin binding. The record is from RefSeq and is a predicted model, not a curated record.
AUGGACAAGGUCGCAAUUUCGAGGACGAACACAGCCUCGGCGACCCCGGAGGCUGGCAAAUCCCACAAGCCGGUACAUUUGCCAGCGGGGUCUCUUCAGGAAACCGUGGAAACACCCGACGGCAGGGCGGCUUCAGACCCUCUAGAGCGCUACUUUGUGAAUACGGAGCAACUAUGGACGACACUGGAACAGGAGUUUCGGCAGUCGGACUACGAGUUUGGCGUUUCUGCGGCUGCCUUGCUUGCGCAGAUACCCGAAGCGUACCGGGUGUCUGCGAAGAACUUUGAGCUUACAAGCACCCCUGAGUUUCAAUACUUGUCCCGAAAACUUGGUGCGUCCCACGACUUGGUGGAAACAGAAGCCGAACUCACGCGCUCACUCGAACGAUAUAUAAGGUUCAGCAACCGAUGCUUCGAAAUGCAGGUUGCAGCCGAAGACCCAUCGGCACCAACGCUGCGUAGAUGCACGAGCUUGGGUGCUGUGGCUGAGACGGAGUCCUCGCUUCGGGACUUGGUGAGUGAGUUGUCAUCAGAAUGGCCGCGACAACUGAAAACGCUCUCCGGAGCGUUAGGCGCCCUUAACCUCAGUCGACAACGGCUCGAGCGAGAGCGACAGCGACUCGGGUCCCUCAUCGCCGUACUGGAACAGCUCAAAAGCGUUCGCGAUAUUUCGCGAGCCGCAGAGCUCUACGAAGAGCACCAGGAUCUAUUGAAAGCUGCAUAUACUUACCAGCGUCUGGAUGCGUGUGCACACGAGGUUUUUCGAAAGUGGGAUGCGGUACCGCACGCGAGUGACGUCCGCAGCGCAGGGCCAGCUGAACGCUCGGCGUCAGCAGACCGCCAGUUUGACAUUGCUGAUGUUCGUCUCGUCGAGGACUUUUCCCGACACCACAGGGCCUUGAGACGGCGACUGGGGACGGCGCUCGAGCACCAAAUCGUUGCACAAUUUCAGAUUACACUGAGUUUCGUUUGGAGUGCAGCCGCCGAACCCGCUCCACCAAUACCGACGUCGACGUCGAUGUCGACACGAACGCCCGAACGACUCACUUCUGAGCAGACUCCAGGGUCGUCUCUGGCGCUGCUUUGCACACUGCGCGAGGAGAUCACACCUUUUGUGGCGGCGCUUUAUCAGAUUGGCAUGGCAAGCGGUGCCCUGUACCGCGUAACCACAGGCCUGCUUCAUGAGCUGAACAAUAUUGUAUCUGCUGAACAGGAUGCGUGGGCAUGCGAUUCCGCGCAGGCAUUCACCACAUUCUUGUCAAAGUGUCGCACUUUUGUUCCAGGAGCCGUUGCAGUCAUCGACACGUUUUUCGAGGUGGCGAGUCAGCUGGAGAGCCUCGAGGCCUCCGGUCAUGUGCCGCACAGGUCACACGUCGAGCGUGCAGAUGUCCUCAGCGCUUUCCGCGAUGGCUUUGGAGCGCGAUUUCGAGAUGCUGUCGAUAGUGUUGUACAGGCCUGUCGACCGGCCGACUUUGAACAGGUGAGGUUUCUCCUGAAAAUUCAUGUGGAAACGCGCGAUUUUCUCAAGUUUUUGGAUCGCAUACUCGAGGUGCGGAAUGAUCGCCCCGCCGCCUCGUCCUCAGUAGUACUGGUUGAUCUGCGGGACCGCAUUCGAAAUACGAUGCAAGCUGCGUUUGAGAAAAAGCUGGAGUCCAUGCAGGUUAGCCUGAACGCAGAGCGUUGGGUUCCAGCGACAAGCACUGCAGCAUUGCAGUCUCUUUUGGAUCGCCUUGUUCGAGAUACGUCUGCUCCUUUGUAUGCAGAAUCGAUGACCAUGGAAGAUGGCAAGGUCCGUGAGCAUUCCGAAGGCCAGCCAGCGACAGUCGUGCUCAUGGGAGAGCGAUUUGUGCUUGUUGACGCCUCGCAGGACCUUUUUGAACUGUUGGAUGCGUGCGCGCUCUGCUUCCGAGACGCAUUACAUUGCGAAGAAGUUGCAUUGGCGCACGCGUUGAGUAUGCGCGUUCUCGAGGCUUUGCGGACGUUCAACCAACGGUCGCUGCAGUUAGUUCUCGGAGCAGGCGCGAUGAAGACGGCGCACCUCAAGGCCAUUACCGCAAAGCAUUUGGCCGUCUGUGCGCGCACCGUGGACCUGUUGCUCCGUCUUUUGCAUCCACAAGAGAGUGAUCGAUACCAGGGCCUCCAGAGGUGGUUCUGCCCGACGCUUCGCCAGGCGGAUGUCGGCAUGGACCCGGAUGCAAAACCCGCUUUGGAAAGGAAUAGCCCUCGUGCUGAAGACGCGGCGCGCCAGCAUGCAAUAGAAUUGUCGGAUGCCACUGCUGGGAAGCUUCAUGUGGUCCCCGGUGUGCCACAGGAGCCAUCAUCAUCACCGCAGACGGAAGGCGGUGCUGCGACAGUGCACGCCGUUCCCGAGUUGGCGACGCCAAGGGAGCCAUCCGCGCAGUCUGUCGUUCGUGACGCGGAUCUCGAACGGGCUUUUGAGCGUACGAUCGCGGAUCUGCAGGUACAUCGGGCGCAGCUGCUCAACAAGAUCGUAAUUAUCAUGCAGACUCGCUUACGAAAUCGCAUAGCGGAGCUUCGACGACUACCCUUGGAACAGUACGCAGUGGUCUCUGAGACAGGGUGCGCUGCACCCAGCACUUGGGCAUCUGCUUUGAUUCGAGAUAUCACCACGCUGGAGCGCAUCCUGAGUUCUGUGCUGCCGACCGUUGCGCUUCGAUCCCUGUUUGAACAGAUUAUUGCCGCGUAUUCCCAGAAUCUUCGGGCGGAAUUCGUCCGGCUAACUGAAGAGUAUCUCGGUGGGAAUCGCGGGCCGUCAACGAAUGUGGAAGCAGGGGCGGUUCCACCCCUGGGCACCAUGCUGAACCAGGUCGCCGCGGAUGCCACGGCCCUGGCGGAGGCUGUUCGGAACCUUGUGAGCUCCCUGAAUGCGAAUAUAAGUGAGAGCUACGUUGCCGAUUUCGAUGCAAUCGCACAUACGUACCAUAAUCUUGCUGAAAAGCACGCAUCUGCUUCGUCGCCCGUUGACCCAGCUGAAGCGCCUUGUGCGGCUACCACUGGAGGCAGUGCGUGCGAAAACGAGGUCACGCCGUCCACGGAUCCCAUUGAAGGCGACGCGCGCUGA